GGGAGAGCUUUUAAACGCUCGUCAUUCAAUUAGUUACUGCAUACGACUUGCAUACGACGCCAGCAUUUCUCUCGAUUUCUCUCCUUCAGACCUUACUUUGACCCACAUUGCAAAUGGACUCCUCUCCUGUGACUGCCGAUUUCUCUUCCUCACCACCGAAACGUACGAAAAUUGUCCUCCUUGGUGAUCAAAGUGUUGGCAAGACUAGUCUUAUAACAAGGUUCAUGUAUGACACUUUUGAUAACACGUAUCAGGCGACCAUCGGCAUUGACUUUUUGAGCAAGACUAUGUAUCUCGAAGAUAGGACAGUGCGGUUACAAUUAUGGGAUACGGCUGGCCAGGAACGCUUUCGGUCCCUCAUUCCAUCAUAUAUCCGAGAUUCGUCUGUCGCUAUCGUCGUUUUUGAUAUUACAAACCGACAAUCAUUUCUAUCAACAACAAAAUGGAUAGACGAUGUUCGUUCAGAGCGAGGGAACGAUGUCAUAAUUGUUCUGGUAGGGAACAAGGCAGACCUUUCAGAUAAGCGACAAGUGACUCUUGAAGAAGCUACUGCAACGGCGACCAGCAUGAACAUCAUGUUUAUGGAAACAUCGGCAAAGGCUGGUCAUAAUGUGAAGAGUCUGUUUAAGAAGAUCGCUAUGUCAUUACCGGGGAUGGAGAAAGAGAAUCAAACAGACACCAACGCUAAAAUCGAUGUCACAACUGCACCGGCGAACGAGGUCCCAGAGGCUUCACAAUGCAAUUGUUGAUACGUUGUUUACUUCCGCUGUAAUCCUGGAGAUAUUUUCUAUAUCAUACGUUUAUCGACAACGCUGACCGAAUUAUGAAUGUUUGAAUUGCAAUCAACACCUGCUUGUUGCAAUUGGGGUAUCGUUGCGCAGGAUUCACUUUGGAGACAAAGUACGCACUUUCACAUACGUCCAAAAUUCAAUAAAUGGCACCGAAAUCCCUGACAAUAAUCGUACCAUCUAUAAGUGCCGU
Molecule: messenger RNA, 981 nt
Organism: Lentinula edodes (shiitake mushroom)
Lineage: Eukaryota; Fungi; Basidiomycota; Agaricomycetes; Agaricales; Omphalotaceae
Product: ras family-domain-containing protein
Exons: 6
Coding region: 114-749 (211 amino acids)
Molecular function (GO): GTPase activity; GTP binding
Source: RefSeq, a predicted model, not a curated record